GUUUUCCAAAUGCAGCGACUUCUGGAAACGAGCUGCGGAAAUGACUUUGGGCGCCCCUUGAAGAUGAAAUUCAGCUGGGAACCCUCUUUUUGGACCAAGCAGAUCUCAAACUUAGGUUGUAUACUGACUGACAGCGUGCACUUACCUCCUACGGAUGUCCCUACUUAUGGAGCUGUAGAAGACGUACAGUCAUCUUAUUACCAGCCUCAUCUCCCUGCUCCCACUCCCCACCUAGCGACCAUCAGCAACUCUCAAAGCUACGCACCCACUGUCCAGUGCCCCACCCCGGUUUGCUGUGCCCACUGCCAUACACUGCCAUCUAUUACUAAAAGCCAACCCGCCAACAGCACUGUAAGCCACCACAUGAAUGUUACCCAUUCCACUACCAUAAAGCAGCAGGUGGUGCAGCCCAUCCAGUACAGCUCCAGCAAAGAGCAGAAAUGCCUGUCUCGACCUCUGAGAGUCAUUCAGCCAUGGCUACCUCACCAGCCGGCCUCAGACCACGAGAACUCGUCUUACUGGUCGGAGAACCAGCAGCAGAGACCCGCCAUCCAGCCCCCAGUGCAGAACGUGGCCCCGAUAUGUUCAGUGACAUCGCAGGACUUUAGCCAGGUGCACGCGGCCAUCCCGCUGAGUACGACUACACCCUUACCGACCCCCUCUGUACAGAUGCAGCUGAACCCAGUGCACAGUGUCCAACAGCAGAGACACCAGAGCCAAACCACGGUGUGCCCAGCCGACAACGCCCACGAGCAGGUCAUGCACCACAGUCUGGACAUCAUUAACCAACAGUUUGAGCUGGAGCAGAUGCAGAAAGGACUUGAACUUCUCCUCCAGAGUCAGCCAUCAAAUGUCCAGCUGAACCAGAGCAAGCAGCCCCAGCACGUCCAGCAAACCAUCGUGGGGCAGAUUAACUACAUUGUGCGCCAGCCUGCGCCCCUGCCGCUGCAGAGCCAGGAGGAGGUGCCCCCGGUGUGUGAGGAGCCCAUCUCCCCCGGGGGCCACACUGUGGACUUAUCCCCAGUAACGGCUCACUCUCCUGGGAUUCCCCAGUCACAGUCUAUAGCGGAUGAGAUUAUUGCGGCAGUGGAGAGCGACGCUUGCCGGAGGAACCAGUUUUCUGCAAAUCCAGCCAGGAAGCGUUCAGCCUCGGAAAGUUUCUCAAAUUCUCCAGAUCUAGAAUUAUCAUCCCCCAGACUAUCUCGUUCUGUGGACCCCCAAAUGCAAGCGGUGCCCUGCCAGUUCUUCAGUCAGCCCCAGGACAGGUGUUACAGUGCUGAAGGGGAGGCAGAGAGAAUGACUGCUUACAGCCCCGUGGAAGCAGCUGUCGCUGAGGAGAUGCACUUAGGAUCCAACGAUCACCUGGCAACAGGGGGCGCUCUCCUGGGAAAUGCAAUAUGUAAGAUAGAAAACGAGAAUUUCAGCUGCAGCGGACCCCCGCCGCCGCCACCUCCACCUGACAACACCUUGGGAACGGACUCGGGGACUGCGCUGAGUGAUCUCGUGCUGCCGCUGGAUAACAUGUUUGAGGAGCCAAUUAAUCUGUCCCUUAAAAAAUGUUUCCCACCCGAUUCGUCCUCUGCACCCCGACGAGACCCCACCCCCCCACAACCGGUUAUCAAGGAGAUAAAGAAUGAAGCAGAUACAGAUAAUCGCUUCCAGCUACGUUACCCUGAAGAGCUGAAGCGGCAAGAAAACACAAGCAGGGCAGAAUCAAAAGAAACCAAGAUCCCGUACGUGCGUCUGGAGCGUCUGAAGAUCUGUCCGCCGCCGUCCGGAGAGCUGCCUGUGUUUAAGGUGCAGCCGCAGAAGAAAGAUGAAGACGGAUCCCUGCGCCUGCUUAUUAAGUAUGGCGCCCGAUACAAAAGUAUGUCGAUAAAGGUGAAUGCGGACAGCUCGCACUCGUCACCUCUUUCCACCGAUAUUUCACCGCAGUCUACAGUUCCGUAUGGAACAGACGCCAUGCCACCAGCCGUGGCACAUACCGUGCAGGUGCCACCACUACAGCCGCACCCCUUUCCUCGGAUACAGUCUUACACUGGGGGGUCUCAGGAGAUCAGACAUGUUGUAGAUCCUGAGCCGGCGGAUGAACCCCCCCAAGAAUAUAAAAUGAAUACAGGGCCGGCGAAAAAAACGGAGGGCCCCAAUCACAUUGAGAACGAGGAUUUCUGUGCUGUGUGUCUGAACGGCGGCGAGAUGCUGUGCUGCGACACCUGUCCGAAGGUUUACCACUUGUCCUGCCAUGUGCCGGCGCUGCUCAGCUUCCCGGGCGGUGAAUGGGUCUGUACACUGUGCCGGAAUCUGAACAAGCCAGAAGUGGAAUAUGACUGUGAUAAUACACGUUACAGCAGGGAAAACAAGAUCGAAGAGGGGAUGUUACCGCACAUGGACGCAGUGGAUGAAAGGAAGUGUGAGAAGCUGGUGCUGUCCCUGUACUGUAACAGCCUGAGUGUCCCGUUCCAGGAGCCGGUCAGCCCAGUGAUUAUAAAGAGGCCCAUGGACCUGUCAAUCAUUCGAAAGAAGCUUCAGAAGCGGCAUAUCCCUCAUUACUCCGCCCCCGAGGAGCUGGUGUUUGACAUAAGGCUCAUGUUGUGGAACUGCGCCAAGUUUAAUUACGAAGACUCGGAGGUGGCGGAGGCCGGAAGGAACCUGGGGCUGUGUUUUGAGGACAUGUUGAAGGAGAUCUACCCCGGCCGAGCGUUCCCCUUUCCACAAGAUGACGACUCUGAGACAGAGGAGAUCGGGGCAGAUAACUGCCCCUUGAAUCUGAAGAGCUUCCAUUGGCCAAAUUAUGGACAAGACUGUGUUCAGCCCAAGAGAAGGAGGCGCCACCCCAUGACCCAGAAGACCAGAGACUUCAACCUCUGCUAGAUGCCCCCAAAGCCCCUCACAGCAAUGACCGCGGCAGCCGCAGCGCAUGGACCGGAAGACACAGCACUGGGGCAGGAGGGGCGACAACUCUGUCAUAAUCAUACUCAUCACUCUCACACUUUUACUUCUAUGCAAAACCUGGUGACAAGAGACAUGUCCUUCCACGAGGAAGUACCACGUGCCUUAAAGGGGGCCUGACGUCAUGUGUAGGAAGAAACCUGAAGCGGUAUUCCGGUUAUGUAAUGUUAUCCUCAAGCAACAGGAUAGGGGAUAACUAUUAGAUCGGUGGGGGUCCUACACGGAUCACAAGAACAGGGACCCCGUACCCUGUGGAGCCCCUCAAAAUGAACGGAGCGGCCGGCUAUCUCCAGAACAUCCAUACAAAUAAAUGGAGGACUGGGACCCCCACCGAUCUAAUCUUAUCCCCUAUCCUGUGGAUACAUAACCGGAAUACCCCUUUAACUUGACCUCAAGUGACUAUUAAAAGGAAACCAACCCUGCAAUCUACAGUUCUCUAUGUAUUGUAUAGGUGAAUGCAGUCUAUUGCUCCCUGGUAUCAGCAGAGGCUGGGGAGGGUGAGACCGAGGUAUAGAGCAGUGUCCUCUUAUAACGCUCCGAUACUGAUAUAACCUCCAGAGACAUUACAUCACAUGUGACUGAUAUCAGCCGCUCCUCUUAUAACGCUCCAGCGCUGAUAUAACCUCCAGAGACAAUACAUC
This is a messenger RNA of Bufo gargarizans (Asiatic toad), 3590 nucleotides long. It is a transcript of the gene TRIM66, whose product is annotated as tripartite motif containing 66. Gene Ontology annotation, molecular function: protein binding. Lineage: Eukaryota; Metazoa; Chordata; Amphibia; Anura; Bufonidae. The transcript has 12 exons. The record is from RefSeq and is a predicted model, not a curated record. Bases 10 to 2871 code for a protein of 953 amino acids.